AUGAGAACCCCAACAGGAAGGUCGAAUCCUCAACCCAAAGAUCCUACAAAUCGAAGACCUAUUCCAAACAGGAUCAUCACUAGGUUAAUGCCCUUGAAGAUGAAGGAGAAGAAGAGGAGAUUCCUAAGAUCACUGACUAUUUUUUCUGUGGAUGUUUCAGGUGUAAUUUAUGCUAUGCAGGAUCUUGGAGACAAAGCGAGAUGGCUAAAGAGGGACAACAAGUCCACUACUUGGAAAGACAAGUCUAAAUGGUGUGCUUACCACGAAGACUUUGUCGACAUGAUGGAGGACUGCAUAGCCCUAAGAAAAGAAAUUAGCUACCUCCUUAUUAAGGGACACCUCAAAGAGAUCCUCGGGAGAAAAAGAGAAAAAUCCAAAGAGAACUGCCAGGAUGGUCACAGGAUCCUAGAGAAACCAGGAUCUCCACCCGCUGACGCUAAGAUAAUUAACGUUAUCUCGGGUGGAUCUAACAUCCGUGGUACUUCUUAUUCUCAAGCUAAAAGACACAUGAAGGUCUCUAAAAAAAAGGAAUAUAUACCACAAAGGAAUACCAUGUUUAGCAGUGAAAAAGAAAUCACAUUUGACGAGACAGACAGGGAAGGAAUUCAGGAUCGUCACCAUGAUAAACUCGUAAUAACACUAUACAUGGCCAACCAUUUCAUCAGAAGGAUCCUAGUUGACGGAGGAUCCUCAGUCAAUAUUGUACUCCUAGACACACUAAAAAGGAGGAACAUCCCCAAAUUAGAAAUAAUCAAGAGAUCCUCAGCCCUCAUAGGAUUUAGCAAGGAAACAAAACACACGAUUGGGGAAAUAAAGCUACCAAUAUACAUAGAUGAGACCAUGGAUGCACAAGAUGAUAGCGGUUCCAUCAACAUACCAUCAAUGUGUAAAAUUACCUACUCCAUGGGGAACAGUGAAGAUCAUGGGAAACCAACAAGAAUCGAAAGAAUUUUAUAA
This is a messenger RNA of Lactuca sativa (garden lettuce), 957 nucleotides long. RefSeq lists its product as uncharacterized. Lineage: Eukaryota; Viridiplantae; Streptophyta; Magnoliopsida; Asterales; Asteraceae. The record is from RefSeq and is a predicted model, not a curated record.